GGACAUGUCGCGCUUCAAAGAGCACGUGGACAAACUGACCCGCGUCUAUGAGCGUUACACCGAGUACGUGAGGAGGAACCCGGCCGCCACGGCUCAGCUGGAGAGCACCGUGAGGACCAUGUCCUACCUGAUAGCAGGGCGAUUUGCUGAUUCCCAUGAAAUAUCUGAACUAGUUUACUCUGCCUCCAACCUCCUGGUUCUGUUCAACGACAGCAUUCUGCGCAAAGGGCUGAGAUGUGCUCUCCCUGCGACUCUGUCUCAGCAGAGACUCCUGACCUGGCUCUCUGUGCUGGAGUAUGUGGAGGUUUUCCUGGAGAUGGGAGCCUGCAAGCUGUGGGGGGACGUCGGCCGCUGGCUGGUGAUCGGACUCAUUCAGAUUUUUAAGACAAUCUUUCGCUUCGUUCUCCUUCUGUGGUACAAAUCCGGGAUCCAGACUUCACCUCCCAUAAUCCCCCUGGACAGAGGGGCCGACCUUGGCAGUGAAGACGACGAUAACGGCGAGCCGGAAGAUGCAACCUGCUUCGUGGGUCAGAGGUCAGGACGAGUCAUUAGGCCGCUGGGCAGUGGUCCGUCCCUGCAGGCCCGGCUGUGGGGAGCACCGAGUCAGAAGAAGAGCAGCAGCUUGAAGGAGAAGCUCCUCAGCAAACCGACACAGCUCAGGCUCCAGGAGAGCAUCGCUGAGACGGUGUACAUCGGGCGGCCGCUCAUCCACCUGCUCUGCCUCGGACUCUGUGGAAAACAGUCCUGGAAACCGUGGCUCGUAUCCGGUGUCCUGGAACUUUCCAGCUUUGCCGUCCUGAACGAAAGCAGAUUUGAGAAUCGAUGGGAGCGAGCGGAGAUGAGGAGGAGAACGUUCCUCCUGCUCUACUACCUCCUGCGUUCACCUUUCUAUGACAAAUUCUCUGAAGAAAAGAUUCUCUUCCUGCUCCGACUCCUCGCUGAUCAUGUUCCGGGAAUCGGGCUUAUUGCACGCCCUCUGAUGGAUUACCUUCCCACCUGGCAGAAGAUCUACUUCUACAACUGGGGAUAAAACCGCAGUGGAUUUAUUUUCUAUUUGUUGUGGGGCAGCGGCGAUAAAGGACGUUUGGGGUCGUCACUACAGGUUCAGCCCCAGAUUCCUGCUGUAACUCCCCAGUAAUCAGAGAAAAGGCUGUGGAGGCGACUUCCACUGCUGCACCUUCUUCUAACGACACUUCCUGUUUCCUGUCAGAGAUAAAACACGAUCAUCCUGACGACAUUUCAAAGAAUCUGAUUUUCUUUCCAACACUACAAAGAGGACAAUAUUUUCUUUAAGACCUUAAUAAUUGAGUUCUUGAUUUGCGCACGUCUGUACGAUGAAGACACGGAUGAUGCAGUUUUUAUUGUCUUGUUUCAUUAUCUCUAUUCUUGCCUGAAGCUCUGUCAGUGAUUUGUCCGUCAUUCGUUUGCUGAGAGAAAACUUUACACUGAGCAGCAACAAGUGAGAAGUUCACCAGCAGGAGUAAGAUUCGAAUUCAGUGUCGGGAAGUUUUUCCUGCAGAUUCACACGCAAAUAACUGAGCUACUGAAAAGUGUCAGGGCCAAACGUGAGAAACCGGUAUGAGGAGGAAGGAUUUUCUUCCUUUCGCAGUUCAAGAAUAAAGUAGAACUAAAUCAGAGGAUAUUUAAUCUAAUAAGAUAUUUUGUUCAGGUGGUCGUUUGUACAAACGUUUAUUUUCUUAACUGUUCCACUUUAAUCUUGAAAUUUUGAGGUAAUUCUCCACAUGCUCAGAUUGUUUUGGACUUUUUUCCUCAACAUUUUGUAUUUGUCCUUUAAAUCCAAAAACCUCGUCCUCUUUUCAUUUGUACGUCUCUGCAUGAUUGACACUCAGUUUCCAGAUUGUCCGUCAGUCUCGUGAACACGAUCAAAGGUCACUGAACUCAAAACACGUCAGAGGCACAAAGUCCAACUGCAGGUGGUGAUUCGAGGUUUUCUUGAGCUUGAAAACAAAUGACACAACAAAGAGGUUCAAGACUAUUUGUGUGUCAGUCAAUGACUUGGACACAGCGGAGGUUUCAAAUCUUUAUUAACAUACUGAAUAAGUUUCUUUUUGUAGCCUACAAAUAAAUAGUUGAAUGUUUCAUCCUUUCAA
This is a messenger RNA of Hippoglossus stenolepis (Pacific halibut), 2111 nucleotides long. RefSeq names its product peroxisomal biogenesis factor 16 (gene pex16). Gene Ontology annotation, biological process: peroxisome organization. The transcript is spliced from 11 exons. The record is from RefSeq and is a predicted model, not a curated record. Bases 5 to 1030 code for a protein of 341 amino acids. Lineage: Eukaryota; Metazoa; Chordata; Actinopteri; Pleuronectiformes; Pleuronectidae. Gene Ontology annotation, cellular component: peroxisomal membrane.